This is a messenger RNA of Quercus robur (English oak), 1083 nucleotides long. RefSeq lists its product as uncharacterized. NCBI's taxonomy places the organism in Eukaryota, Viridiplantae, Streptophyta, Magnoliopsida, Fagales, Fagaceae. The coding region runs from base 293 to 652 and encodes 119 amino acids. The transcript is spliced from 2 exons. The record is from RefSeq and is a predicted model, not a curated record.
UUUUUGUCGUCACUUGGUUUAACGCCCGUCACUUGUCCUUUGUAGAAAUGGAGGCAGCUAGGUAAAGGGCGUAAGUGAGGGCAGCUGCUGCCCGACGGAAAGAAGAAGAAAAGAAGGCAAAGGGGGAGGGGGCAUCCUCGUCAACCCCUAAGACCGCCAGGAAGGGGGCUCCUAAGAGGAAGGCUGACGGGAAGGACUACCGUCCAACUAAGAAGCGAUCUGUCACCCCAAGGGACAAGCUCCUAAGAAGCCGUCGCCUCCCAAGCUGAGCCACAGGGCAGGUAAGGGACUAAUGAUGACAUUAGACCCCGUCACUCAGGGAUCUGAUCGCCAUUUGCUCACUCACAAGGACUAUGCCAUGGAGGUGAUUGAAUCAAUCAUUAAGGAUAAGGACGUGGAUCCCUAUGCUGAGCAAGCGACAGAGAAGCUUGGGGCAUCAGGCCUCUUUAACCUUGCUCGGGCACUGGUCCAUAUGAAGGCUUUGCAAGACAGGGGCAUCGCUAAGGAAGGGGUGAUUGCUCAUCUACACAAAUGCAUCAAGAACCUGACCGACGCGCAAAAGCAGUACAAAUGUGCCCUUCGUACUCUCAAUCAGGAGGUGAAGGAGUUAAGGGAAAAGCUGGAGGAGAAGGGUCGUCAGAAGAAGGAGUAAGAGGCCAAAGCGUUGGUAGAGAAAGAACUGACGACCCUUCUUGAGCAGGUGGAGACGGCCCGGGCUGACGAUGUGAAGGAAUUCAAGGCUUCACAACCAUUUAUUGAUUCCUGCGCCAUCUACUAUGGUGACUAGUUUGAGGACUGCCUUAAACAAGUAAAGUCCAUCUACCCUAACUUGGAUUUAUCCAAGGUCACCAUGGACGAUCCAUUGCCGUCAACUCCUGCUGACAACACUAUCUUUGAUGAAAUCGACGACUCCACAAAAUUGGAGCCUGGCCCAAAAGAUGAUAGUGUCGUCCUUGCUCAACUUGUUACGAACCCUCACGUCAUCCCUUCCAUCCCGUCUACUGAGCCUUUAAAUGUUGAGAAUCCUCCCACUCAGGGCAUACAAGACAAAAAUGACGAGAACCCUAAGGACGUCCCGGCCUC